UGAUUAUUGAUGGGUUGCGGUGUAUCUAGUGCACAUUAAUUUUUGGCAUACUCAAUAGAAAAGCCUGAUCCUUAAGAAAACAAUUAAGGAUAAACUAAUGUCAGAAGAAAUGUUAAAUUCAAAGAUGAGUUUCUUAUGAUUCCAUAACCAGGAAUCACAACAUUAUAAGAAAUGGUGAAAAAUAGUGUUGCUAAAUACGGAAAUCAACCAUGUUUAGGAAAAUAUGAAGGAGAUAAUUUUAAGUUUAUGUCUUACAAUUAAGUAAAUGAAGAAGCCAUGCAUCUUGGAAGUGGGUAAAAAAUUAAAUUAACUUUAGAAUGUCUAACCUGAGUUUAGUAAAAGAAGUCCAAGAAUACUAACACUACAAAUUAAAAUUGGUAGGAGUAUUUUCAAAAAAUAGAAGAGAAUGGAUGAUCUUAGAUUGGGCUAAUAUGCUCUACGGUUAUACUAUGGUACCAUUUUACGAUACACUUGGUCCUGAGUCAAUUCCUUUUAUUCUUGAUUAAACCAAUAUAGAGACAAUGUUUAUCAGCGGAGAAGCAACCAAAUCUUUGCUCCAAUGCAAAGAAAAAUAUAAGUUGAAAAAUUUAGUUUUGCUUGAUUCUAUCUCAGAUUAACAGAUAUCUGACUUGAAAAAUAAAGGAUAUCAAUUAUUCAAAUAUGAGGAUGUUGUUGAAAAUGGAAAAAAAUCAGUUGUUUAAUUAACUUAAGUUUUACCUGCCUCCAUCUUUACUUUAUGCUAUACUUCUGGAACUACUGGAAAUCCUAAAGGAGCUAUGCUAUCCCAUGAUAAUCUAAUCUCUGCAAUUGCAAGUACCUAACAAACAGAUGCCGGAAUUAAUUCAAAUGACGUUCAUAUAUCAUAUUUGCCAUUACCUCAUGUAAUGGAGAGAUUGAUUAUACUUACUAUGCUCUUCACUGGUGCUUCUAUAGGGUAAUUUCAUCAUUAAUAAAUAGUUUCUAUCGAGGUGAUCCCAAUUUAUUAAAGGAAGACAUUUAAAAAUUAAGACCAACAAUUUUUGCUUCGGUUCCUCGAUUAUAUAAUAAAUUUUAUGAUGGCAUUAAAGCAAAAAUUAAUGAAGUAACUGGCUUUAAAAAAUCAUUUGCUGAAAGAGCUAUUAGAGUGAAACUAGAAAAUUUAAGAUCAGAUGCUAAAUAUACUAGUGGUUUAUAUGAUAAAGCCUUUUAAGGAGUCAGAGAUUUAUUUGGAGGUAGAUGUAGAUUAAUGGUUACUGGUUCUGCCCCUAUCCAAUAAGAAGUUAUUGAUUUUCUCAAAAUAGCUGCUUGUUGUCCUAUUCUUGAAGGAUAUGGUUAAACAGAAUCUACAGCCUUAUCUUUUUCAACAGCUGCCUGGGAUCCAAAGUCUGCUCAUCUUGGGGGACCUGCUGCUAAUACAGAAUUUAAAUUAGUAGAUGUUCCAGAUAUGAAUUACACAUCUUUAGAUGUUAUUGAUGGAGUAAAAACACCUAGAGGAGAAAUUUGUUUAAGAGGACCAGGAGUUUUCAAAGGAUAUUACAAAGAUCCUGAAAAAACUGCAGAAGCUAUUGAUGCUGCUGGAUGGUUGCAUACUGGAGAUAUUGGCCUUAUUACUGAAAAAGGAGGAGUCAAAAUUAUUGAUAGAAAGAAAAACAUAUUUAAAUUAUAAUAAGGUGAAUACAUUGCUCCUGAAAAAAUUGAAGCCAUUUAUAAUAGAGUUUAAGGUGUUGCUGAAACAUUCAUAUAUGGUGAUUCACUUAAAAGUUAAAUUGUGGCUAUCAUUGUUCCUUAAAAGGAAUUUGUUGAAAAAUAUGCAGCUGAAAAAUAAAUUUAAGGUGAUUUCGAGUAAUUGUGUAAAAACAAAGAUAUCAUUAACCUUUUCUUAAAAAAUAUUAAUGAGUAUGGAAGAGCUAAUAAAUUAAAUUCAUUAGAAAUUGUAUUAUUUUAUUAAAUACUUUAUUAGGCUAAGCUUAUAUAUCUAGAACCUUAAUCAUUAUAGACUUUUGGAUGUUUAACCUCAACCCUUAAAUUACAAAGACAUCAUGCCAAACAAGUUUUUGCCAGUCAAAUAGAGUAGCUUUAUAAGAAUUAAGCUUGAUAUAAUAUAAUCA
Paramecium sonneborni is the source of this 2087-nucleotide messenger RNA. The record is from the annotation of a GenBank genome assembly. NCBI's taxonomy places the organism in Eukaryota, Ciliophora, Oligohymenophorea, Peniculida, Parameciidae.